GCAGUGGUCCUUCGGCCUUCCAAGCUGCGAGGCUUCAAUCCGCCAGCUGCGAGGCUGCGAGGCUCCCUUUGCCCGUGAGCGCGCGCGGUCCGCCAGCCCGUUGGCUCGAGCCAACGCGCUGGGAGGCGAAGGCCGUGAGCACUCCGCGCAAUGGCGGUGACGCACACCUUGUGCGAGGGCCUGCGAGGAUGCCAGCUGCAGGCCUUCCAGAACCAGCAAAUCGAGCACCAGAGCUCGCGGAGCUCGGCGAAGAAAGAGAUGUCGGAGUUGAAGAGUGGGCCUUUCGAGCAGGGCCACGCAGGCUAUGCCGGGCUUCCCUCCGACGCCCGCAUCCUUCGGCCGGAGAUAGAUGUCCGGCGCGCGAGCCCCAGGAAGGACCAGAUGUCCACCACGAGCCAUGGAAACGCCGAGCUCCCGCAGCGCGAGGACUACUUCAGGUCCCUGACCUCCAUGGAUCCGCCCUGCUGCGACAUCUCCCAAGUCUCGCGGAAGCGCCGGGAAUUCCGCAGCACCCUGUCUGGGCCGGUGCGGCCUCCCGCCUCAGCGCGGGCGAAAAUGGAGAGCGCGAGGCCGGCGCCACAGGCGGCCCCGCCGGCGCCGACGCCGGCGCCAGCGCCGGCGCAGGCGCCGCAGGUGCCGCAGGUGCCGCAGCCACAAGCAGCGGCGAUGCAAACGCCACGGGCAAAGGAGAGGGGAGCGUAUUUUGAGACGGCGACGCCGCGUGUGCAGUUCUCCGGGAAUUGUCCCUUCCGCUACGAGGUCUUCGAGCAGCGCCGCCAGGCGCGGGAGUACGCGGAGGUCCUCGGCCGGCCCUUCCCCGGGCGCACGGGGCCUCUCGCGGCCGCGCGAGAGCCGGGCUCGCGCGAGAUGCGCGAGGGGAAGCCGGAUGGAAGCCCACGGGUCAGCCCGAAGGUGAGCCGAUCAAGCCGCGUGAGCCGAUCGAGCUCGUGCCCCUCGUUAGCCAAUGCCCAGGUGAUCAACGAUUUGAAGUGCAAGGUGGACGGGCUCCUGCGCCAGAAGGAUCUGCUGUCGGAGCUGCGGGCGGAGCGGGCCAAGCGCUCGCCGAUCGGAAGGGCGAAGCGCUCGUCCGGCGCCGGCUCCGUGGAGGAGGGGUCCACGGCGGCCUCCACGGCGGCGUCGACGCCGGCGAAGGCGAAGACGGCGAAGGCCAACCGCAUCCAGGUCUCGAAGGAGCCCUUGGGCACGCCAGGUGGACAGAUCCGCCCGUGGUUAGAUUGAGCCGUUUAGAGCCCGGAGCUGACAUUUCCCGGGAGGGUGGUGUCUUUGGGGA
Molecule: messenger RNA, 1291 nt
Organism: Effrenium voratum
Lineage: Eukaryota; Dinophyceae; Suessiales; Symbiodiniaceae
Source: the annotation of a GenBank genome assembly